CAGACUCUUUGUCAGCCAUGGCGAUGCCGUCUCGGGGAGACGCCAGAUCUGGUCCUGUAGCUGUGAACAACAAGGGCCCUGCACCGAAACCUCCGCCGCAGGGCAGCACCACCAACAACCAUAAUAACUCCGUUGGAAACAUCAGCCGCCAACAGCCACCACAAACUAAUGAUGAUAACAAAGCCAUGAUUGCUGCUCGUCAACAAUUUAUGGGUGAACAGGCGAAAUUGCAGAGUCAGCGGGACAGCAUCGAACGACAUCAGAACAAGUUGCAAGCGGAAGCGGAAGAACUCUUUCCGACCAUGAAAGGUUCCAACGUGGCUGCCGUAGUUGCCGGAACUCCGAAAACGGAACAACACCAACAGCAACAGCAACUUCAGCAGCAGCAGCAGCAGCAACAGAAUAAUAAGGAAAGGGAACCGGAUGAACAACACCUUUCACAACAAAAUCAAAACCAGCAACAAAAGCCCAGCAACAUUCUUGAGAAUCAUUUUCCCAAGAUGGAGAAUGUUCAGAACGCUAUGGCCCCGCUCAGAGAGACGCCCUCUCAGCUGCAUCAGCAACAGCAGCAUCAACAAAUGAACACACAGCCGAGACAUAGGCCACCUGAUCAGCAACACCCAAUGCACCAACACCUGCAGCACCAGCGCGCCACUGCCGCCAUGUCAUCGCUGCCUCGCAUCAGUGGCGGCGGCGGCAUAGGCGCCCCGCAACCACCUGCGCCGGCCCCCACCAGCAGCAGCAACAGCGGCGGCAACCCCAACACUAAAGGAUUGGCAAGCCUGGCUCGGUCCGCGUCUCCGUACACAGCCGGCGAUUUGCUGGGCAAGAGUCACGAAGAACUCGUGCUGCUGUUGAUUCAAUUGCGACGAGACGCCGGCGGGUUGGCGCGAGGGAUCCAGCAGAUUCGGGCGGAGAUUGAGGCACAGAUGUCGCUGGUGGACGGGCCGCGCGGAGAGGUGGCGCUGCGUCAUUGCCAGGAAUUGUCCUUCAGGCUCAGGGACAUGGAGCGACAGUUUGAGUUGCAGAAACCGGUGCUGCACCUGGUGAGCAACAUGGUGAAGCUGGGGUCUUUAUACGGCCCUCAAGACCCCAACUUGCAACAGCAACAGCAUCAACAGCAACAGCAGUUUUUAAGCAGGAAGGAAGUGCAGCAGAAACGGUUGGACACGGACCAGCAGCAGCGGCGAACAGCAGCAGCAGGACCAACUGCGCAGUCCAAUCAGAUGUUCGCCUAUCAGGGUGAUCAGGGCCCUUGGGACCCAAACACGCAUUCGCCAGACCACAAAGAGCUUCAAAUGCUGCUGGAAGGUGCUUUGGAGAGUGUGCGACAGAAGCUGCAAGACGUCGGGGCAUUGGGUCCUGGUGAGCUGGAGAAGCUGCGGAGUCAUCAGCAGCAAUUGGAGAGGGAACUAGCGCAAGUCCGCGCGCACAUGAUAGCCAGUGCUCUGGUGCUCAGACUGGGUCAGGAAGAAAUCAGGGGAUUUCUUCUUGGCUCAGCAUUGGCCAAUUUUGGAAAAAUUGAGGAAGUGAUGACCACUUCUUGGCCUGUGCAACUGGAGGAUGCCGAGCAGGAGAACCUGCGCCUGGAGCACGAGCUAAUUGCUCUUAGGCAGAAAGUGCUGAUGGCUCUCAAGCAUGCCACGAGUCUCCAGGCGCACGGCUAUGCCAACAGGGAGCUGGAAGCGGAACUCGUCAAAGUCCAAAAACUGACCAAGGACGUGCAGAGGCGCAGAGUGGACUUGAGUUACCAGGUCAAGUCUAUAACGGAACGAAGUUUGUCUAGUAACCACCUCAACUUGAUUGCGAAUGAAAUGUCGAGGGGAAGUCCCACGGGAUAUUCAGAGGAUGAUGAAGAUAUUCCGAUGGAGCCUUUCCCCAAGGAGCACGCUGAGAUUGUAAUUCCGGGGUACUUGAAAGAGCAAGCUGAAGUUUUCCAAGAUUUCGGUCCAAAUGAGUGGGAGAGUUUAAUGGAUCUUGCGAGUGUGGUUAAAACGAAGUCAAUUUCUUUAAUCGCAAAACGGGGUUUGGACUCGGAAGUGGACGAGACUGAAAAGGAACUAGCAAGGGAAAAGGUUAAAUUGGAGAAACUAAAGGCGGCAGUAAAAGAACUUGAGGACGAAAGAAGUAAUUUGGAGGAAAGGAAAAAGAUAGCAGCUUUGCAGAGGGAAAUGGCUGUUCUCGCUGCUAAGGAAGCUGAUUUAAGUGCACUCGAAUUUCUGGGGUGUAUUAAAAGAAAGGCUGCCGGUGAUCUGUCCUCUGUACUUCUGAGACUGCAAGGUUUGAAAGAUCUGUGGUUCGAAGAAGGGGCAGGUUGCAAGGUUUACUCUGAGGAGAACGUGUGGAUUCUUCAACUCGGGGAAAGUUCGGAAAAGAUCACGAUUCGGGUUGGAAAGCUAGAGCAUCUGAUGACUCGUUUUGUCAAGGAAAACAAGGUGCCCGGGGUUCGUCAACCAUCAUCGUCUACUCCUCAAACAAAGGUGUCAAGUGUAAUAUCUCCUGGACCUCUGAGGUCAAUUUUGAAAACGAUUGAGAAUUCCGCUGGGGCCAGUACCUCGGGGGUAAAAAGAGCGUCGACUUCAAGUUUAAUGUCGGGUGUUGGAGCCACUGUUAAACGGCGUAAACUUCGAGAAAAUCCAAAGUUUCUUGUCGGCGGAUUGACUGAUGCUAAUCUUGAGAAGUUUAUGGAGGGGAAGCAAUUUAUCCCUGAGAAGCCCGUAGAAUAUCGUCGAAAUGUAGCGCAGAGGUUGGGUCUAACGUCAGAACAUUUAGAAAGACUCGAACCAAUUCAACUGCCUGUUCCGGGUUGUAUUGUGCAAGAUUGGCAGCAUAAUACACCAGAAUUCUCGAAGAUAAUUGAGGAGAGGACAUCGGAUCCCUUAAAACCUCAAGUUUUAGUUAUCGGGACCUCUUUGACGUCGUACAUACGACUUGGAGAUGUAGUUUAUGGAGGGGAAGCAAUUUAUCCCUGA
Molecule: messenger RNA, 2972 nt
Organism: Notodromas monacha
Lineage: Eukaryota; Metazoa; Arthropoda; Ostracoda; Podocopida; Cyprididae
Source: the annotation of a GenBank genome assembly